Messenger RNA from Nothobranchius furzeri (turquoise killifish), 1455 nucleotides. RefSeq names its product reprimo-like (gene rprml). The record is from RefSeq and is a predicted model, not a curated record. Lineage: Eukaryota; Metazoa; Chordata; Actinopteri; Cyprinodontiformes; Nothobranchiidae.
AAACAUGAAUUGUGAAUAUUAAACUGUUUUUUCUUCGCCGCCUGACUUCCUCCCACGGUGGGGGGUGGUGAUGCUGAGCUCCGCGGGGAUCGCAUCAUUGCUUUAAAGCGCAGGCAGACGGAGCGCGCGCACUGGCUCGGGCGCACAGCGAUGUAACUUGUUCCACCUGAGGGAAACACUGUGUCGCACUUUGUGCCCUUUCUCACAAACUUACAUAAAAUCAGAAUAACAGUGGACUUGGAGUUGAAGGAUCUUAGUUUGGUCAUCAUGCGGCGCUCUGGCAGCGUGCUGUAGUCAUCACGCCCUGAAGCUGCAGCCAAACCCCAUGCUUGGUAGUAGACCUGGACCACAAAAGAGGUUUUCUCCUUUCUGAAAAUUUAUCAGAGCUCUCACAUGAAGCAACGAGUUCCUGAGAGUUCCAGUUUAUUGGAGAGACUUCGCGCCAGCCAGCAGGAGUCCAAUCGGCGAUAAUUACCGGCACGGAAACAUGAAUGUUUCUCUCUUCAACUUGACCCAAGAUGCGAUGCUUAACGGAAGCCAGACGCUCGCUGGAGCUCUGGCUACAUAUUCCGGCAAUGGCACGGACAGCGUGGUGACGGGAGACAGCGGAGGCUCUCUGGUGCUCCUGCAAGACGAGCGCAAACUCUUCGUCAUGCGGGUGGUGCAGAUCGCUGUGCUGUGCGUCCUGUCUCUCACUGUCAUGUUUGGAAUUUUCUUCCUCGGCUGCAACCUGAUGAUCAAAUCAGAGAGCAUGAUUAACUUCCUGGUGAGAGAACGGAGACCCUCCAAAGACGUGGAAACGGUUAUGAUCGGGCUUGGCUAGAUGGCCACAUGUGGAGGAUCCGGGGAUCUGGUGCGGAUUUCAUACCUUGGGUCAGAAUCUGCAUCUUCGUCCAAGAAAGGAAAACAUAUGCAAACAUGUCAGAUUUCCUUCCGAAAUGACUACGGGAAAGUAGUUCAACGACUAUGUUUGUGCGUAAAGUUCGUGCGUAAAAUCAAGGCAGUUGUUUCCACGUUUUCACAGAUCCUAUUUUAAGUGACUUGAACAGUGCCAACUUGAACAGAUCAACCACAAUGUUUACAAGCUGUUACCUCAUGUUAUUUGUUCUAUUUUUAGAAAUGAAAUUGACCAAAAGCAUGAUUGUGAAAGUUCCACGCCUGCAAGUGUAACCCGUGGACGUGCUGUGGGUGAUAUUUUCUGGAGAAGAAACGUAUUUUUAUUGGUGACGCUGGGUAAAAAAUUACAUUCAGAUAUUUUGUAGGUUUUUCCUGCAGCUUUAUGGGGUGAUUGUGAUCCUGUUUGGCAUGCUCGCUGACUGAUCUGUGAAGUGAUUUUUGACACGUUUUGCCCUUUUGAAAGUUCUGAUGCUGCAUGAAAUAUUUUGUACGAAGUGACUGAAACAGCUGCAUGGAAUUAAAAUAUUGAAAUAAACAUGAUCAGUUUUGUCAUCUCUA